UCCGGUCUAUAAAACCACAGGGAAAGUAUAAUGUAUACUCCCCUCGGACCAAACUCCGGGUUUCGUAAAUGCUUUAGCGGAGAGGAGACUUAUCCAGGUAGUUUCAGAUACACGGAGACACGUAGUGUGAGUUCUAAACUUAACAGUUUAUCGGACAUUACUUUGUGACCUCGUAGCUCCUCUAGUGUUGCUUUUAGGAAUAAAUACAUAUGUGAAAUUCAAAACAAUUUGUCAAUCUCAAUAGAUAGCUUUUCAAUAGAAGGAGUUAUGAUUGAAUACAUAUAAUAUUUCAGAAUUAAGUGAAAUUUACUUUUGUUUGAUGUGAAUUGAGUGCGAAUCUAAACAAAGCUAUGGUGUUUUUUACUCCAGAGACCGAAUUUUAUGAAUUGAACGAGGGCAAGGCCGGCCUGAGCCACUCGAAAUAUCCUUCAGAGCCUCCUGAUAUGCAUAAUGACCAUUUUAUUAAGAUUGUUUGAAAAUAAAGGUUUUUGUGGAAGUAAAAGCGAAUCAUUUUUUGGAGACAAAAAUGCAGGGCAUGGAGACAGAGGCUUGGAGACGUAGCGAAAGGCACGGAGACGGUUUCUCGGGGCUUGGUGGUCAUUCUGCUUAUCAGGAGGCUCCGGAGGUCAUUACGCUGGGUUUAUGACGGCCCUGCACCCCCUCCCUCCUCUCGGGGGAUUUAAGAACAUUAUUGUACAAAAAAUUAAUUUACACAAAUAAUACAGAAAUUAUCUAUUUAAAAAAACGCAGUGUAUUAUUGUUAAUAAAGUCUUGUUUUUGCCUCCUUACAUAUAGCCAUAGAUUAAUAAACAUUAACAGAUAGGAAACUAGUUAUCGUCUUUUCCAGAUUUAGGCUGUUUUCUUCUUCAAUAACCCUGAUGCAGAAGCCCAAUGGAGUUCCGUGAAGGCAGCACAUGCUCUCUCUCUGUCUUAUAAUUCAAUUCCGCCUGCGUGGAACUCCUUUGGGCUUCUGCCUUAGGGUUAUUGUAAAUGAAAAACCCCUGAACCUUGAAAAUACGACAUCUAGCGUCGUAUCUGUUAUUUAUUAUAAAUCUAUGCAUACAGGAUUUAAAUUUCAGAUAUAUUAUGACGUAAUGCCCUCUAUCUUUAGUCGAUUAUGCGGGAAAAAGAAUAACGAUAACAGUUCUCCCCCCGGCCCUACAGGGUUAAAAAUGGAUUCUAGUCAUGUUAGAUUUCAGGACAGUGAUUUAGACGAUAUUGGAACUUUUAGUGGAAAUGAAACUCAGGCUGAGAUUCAUUCCUACAAAAGUAGACGGGAUCAAGAUCAGAAUAGAGAUACGGAGCAGAACGUAUAUCUAGAUACGGACAGAUAUCUAGAGAAUGGAGGAUUUCCGGAGAAGAAUGGAUAUAUAGAACAGAUCGAGAUUCAGGAUGGAGAGGAAGAGGACAAUGAUGAGAAUAUGUACAGCAAAGUAUUUGAACCUCCUCCUCCUCCUCAACCCUUCUCAGAACCUGACUCCGAACCAACCUCCAAACUUCGACCCAAACCUAGACCUAGAUCCAGGUCUAGAUCUAGAGACCCACUCUCGGAAACCGUGAGCAGUGUUAACCCAAACCAGGAGAAGCAACGGAGACGGUUCCAACCCCGGAGCAGAAAGGUUCGGAGAAGGUUUGAAGGAUUUGAUUGGUUGGAGAGCAAGGAUGAAUCCCCAGGAGAAGUUUCAGUUCUCAAGAAUAUGGUUUAUAAACUCACUCAGCAUCUAAGUAAAGAGCAGUCGAGACAUUUAGAUACAGGAAUAUCCCUGACAGAGUUCCCUGAUGCCCCCUGGAUACACGAGCUUGGAGGGCUUGUCCCUCUUCUAGUUGCAUACGAGGAGGAGAUUAGAGAACUCCAGGACUCAAAACAAGGUUUACAAGAGGAGGUUGAGGUUGGAAGAUCAAGGCUGCAGGAGCUUAUUAAGGAUAAUAUUGAGAUGGCUGGACAACUGCAGGAUAUAGCAACAAGUGCUCCGGUGGACCUAGAGGAGCAUAAACUUAUUAAAGAAAGUGCAAUGUUGGUGUUAGAGGAGAAUAUUUUGCUGAAGGAGAGGAUAUCAGAAAUAUCUAAUCUACUCAGCUUAAAGGAGGAGGAACACACUGAAAAUAUAAGACGGGUUGCAGAGGAGAAGAGAGAUAUGAUAAAAAACCUGGAGGAACAGGUCUCAGGUCUCAGGAACGAGAUAAACGGGUUGAAGACCAAGAACCAGGAGCUACAGGAGCAGGUCAGGUCUGGAGAAGAGAUAAGGUUGAGAAGAGCGGAGAACCUGGAAACCUCAGCUCGAGACGAUCUAACGGCAGAAAGGGUUCGACGCGACAAACAGAGAGCAGAGAUUGAGGAAUUACAAGAGGAGAUUAAGAGAAUAAAGACGACUUUUAGUCAAGGAAGGGUUCUGGUUUAUUACUGCAGUAGGAUGAAAGGAUAAAAGAAUAGAUGAAAAGAUUAAAUGAUAUGUGAUUAGGGUGAAGAAAGAUAACUGAAUAAGAAAAGUUGUAAAUUCAAGACAAUUAAACAAAAUCAUAAGGCAAGAUGAUAUAGAACUUUAAGGAGUAGAGGAGAGGGGUCGUUUAACCCUAUCCAGGCUGGGGUCUGAAUCUAUGUAAAGAUGUGGACGGGGGAGGGCUUCCCACAUCCCCCCCUCCUUUAGAAAAAGAGUAAAGAUAUAUAGUUUUUAAAGAUGUAUAGUUUGUGAAGGUGGAACCAAACCAGAUAAAUAAUAAACGAUGGAGACCAAUUUCAGUAAACAUAUUUUAAAGCCAUGGCUCAUUAACAAAAUAAGACCGCUAACUUUAAUGGUACGAAUGCUAGAGAGGUUAAAUAAUAGCUAAUAAAGGUCGGAAAAAAAUUCAAAAAUAAAAUUAACAAAAAUGGAAAAAGUUCAA
Eurytemora carolleeae is the source of this 2880-nucleotide messenger RNA. Its product is annotated as restin homolog. The transcript is spliced from 11 exons. Bases 915 to 2423 code for a protein of 502 amino acids. Gene Ontology annotation, biological process: chemical synaptic transmission; cilium assembly; mitochondrion organization. NCBI's taxonomy places the organism in Eukaryota, Metazoa, Arthropoda, Copepoda, Calanoida, Temoridae. Gene Ontology annotation, cellular component: centriole; ciliary transition fiber. The record is from RefSeq and is a predicted model, not a curated record.